Messenger RNA from Prunus armeniaca (apricot), 681 nucleotides. Lineage: Eukaryota; Viridiplantae; Streptophyta; Magnoliopsida; Rosales; Rosaceae. The record is from the annotation of a GenBank genome assembly.
AUGGCAGAGGCAGAGGAAGUGAAGCACUAUGGGGUUAGGGGAAGCCCAUUAAGUCUCAGAGUGGAUAUAGCUCUGAGACUGAAAGGUGUGAAAUCCAAAUUCUGCGAAGAGGACCUGCAGAACAAGAGCCCUUCGCUCAUCAAGUACAAUCCAGUUCACAAGAAGGUCCCUGUGCUUGUACACAAUGAGAAACCAAUAGCAGAGUCCCUUGUUAUUCUUGAAUACAUUGAUGAGACUUGGAAGCAUCAGGGCCUUCCAAUAUUGCCUCAAGACCCUUACCAAAGAGCCAAUGCACGCUUCUGGGCUAGCUUCAUUGAUGAGAAGUGCUCACCUGCAAUAUGCAAAGCUUACUGGGAAAUUGAGGGCCAUGAGAAGGCUAUGGAAGAAGCCUGUGAGCUUCUGCAAUUUCUUGAAAAUGAGCUCAAGGAUAACAAGUUCUUUUGGGGAGAGACAAUUGGAUUUGUAGACAUGGCUGCUAGCUUCAUAGGCUACUGGCUUAGACCAAUUCAAGAAGCUGUGGGUGUGGAGGUGUUGACCAAAGAGAAGUGUCCCAAGCUACAUGAUUGGUGUGAUGAGUUUGUGAGCCACAGUGUUGUUAAGGAAGUUCUGCCUCCUAAUAAAGAAACACUAAUUGCUUUCUUCCUUGGUCGUUGUGAAAGCACCAAACUACUUGCAAAGUAA